AUGUUUAACAAAUCCUUUGGAACUCCAUUUGGAGGCAGCGCUGGCUUUGGGACGACUUCAACUUUUGGACAAAAUGCUGGCUUUGGUACCACCAGUGGAGGAGCGUUUGGAACGUCAGCCUUUGGCUCCAACAAUAACACCGGAGGCCUCUUUGGGAGCACGCAGACAAAACCAGGAGGAUUAUUUGGUUCGACUACGUUUAAUCAGCCAGCCACCUCCUCCACAAGCACAGGCUUUGGGUUUGGCACGUCGACAGGGACGUCCAAUAGCCUCUUUGGAACAACCAGCACUGGUGGAGGCCUCUUCUCUUCCCAGAAUAAUGCCUUUGCCCAGAACAAGCCAGCUGGGUUUGGAAACUUUGGCACCAGUACCAGCAGCGGAGGUCUCUUUGGAACCACUAACACCACUUCCAAUCCCUUUGGGAGUACGUCUGGCUCUCUUUUUGGCCCAACCAGCUUUACUGCUGCUCCAACUGGCACGACUAUUAAGUUUAACCCACCAACCGGCACAGAUACUAUGGUAAAGUCUGGAGUUAGUACUAACAUCAACACCAAGCACCAGUGCAUCACUGCUAUGAAGGAAUAUGAAAGCAAAUCUCUUGAGGAACUCCGUUUAGAGGACUACCAGGCAAACAGGAAAGGGCCCUCAAAUCCCGUGGGAGCAGGAGCAGCUGCAGGCUUGUUUGGGUCUUCAACUGCUACAUCAAGUACAGCUACAGGGCUCUUCGGCUCUUCCACCACUAACACGGGCUUUUCAUACGGACAGAAUAAAACUGCUUUUGGAACCA
Molecule: messenger RNA, 787 nt
Organism: Mesitornis unicolor (brown roatelo)
Lineage: Eukaryota; Metazoa; Chordata; Aves; Mesitornithiformes; Mesitornithidae
Product: nuclear pore complex protein Nup98-Nup96-like
Exons: 6
Biological process (GO): post-transcriptional tethering of RNA polymerase II gene DNA at nuclear periphery; protein import into nucleus; RNA export from nucleus
Cellular component (GO): nuclear pore cytoplasmic filaments; nuclear pore
Molecular function (GO): structural constituent of nuclear pore
Source: RefSeq, a predicted model, not a curated record